AUGCUAAUCGCGAUGCUCAAGGUUCUUCCAACUCAAGACCAAGAAGUUGCCAGUGGCGCAGGAGGGACAGUGGAAGCAGACAGGUGCUACAGAAGGUUCGAUGUCUUCGAGAAGCUGGAAACCAAGUCCUAUGGUGAGGGCUUCGAGGUUGCAGGGGAACUCGAGGUGGAUGGGUACCUCUAUCGGGACUUCGACGAGAUCAUUGCGCGGCAUAUGGAUCCCAUCAUGGACAACUUGCGACUUCUACAGGAGCACAAGAGAUUCGGCCUCUGCAGCGGCACAGUGGUCGACAGGACUUCGGUGGAGAGGGCCAUGAUGCGCGUCAGCGCCGACAACACGCUCUUGCACUACUCCCUGCUCCUUCACGAGGAGCAGCCGGGGCACGGAGCACUUCACUGGUGCGUCUCGGGGAAAACUGUGAAGCAGGAGCUCAUCGAAGUCACUCCUCGUGGCUUCAGCCUCUGGAAUAAUAACUUCGAUUCGCUGGACCAACUGAUCUCAUGGUUCAAGCGAAUCGGAUGGCGGAAUUCGCAGAAGCUGCGGCGGGACUACAAGGAGGACAGGAAGAUCAAGGUUCAGGUCCUGAAGGAGAAGCGCGGUGAGCAUGCGGAUCCCGAAGGCAAGCUCAAGCGCCACAAGGGCCUUGGCUCUGUUCAGACAACCACCUCCGGGAUGCAAACACCUGGCAACCGAUCCGUUUCCAGCUACCGCCCGGAGUCCAACGCGGCCACGCCCUACGGCAUGCGCAGCCCGGCGAGUGUCGGGAGCAUGGCGCCGGGGAGCCUGGGGAGCGCGGCGCCCGGGAGCAGCGGGAGCGCCCCGGCCAGCGUUGCCAGCAGCUCAGGGAUGCUUGGGAACAAUUUUUUCCUUCUUUGGGCAGUAUAA
Molecule: messenger RNA, 885 nt
Organism: Symbiodinium natans
Lineage: Eukaryota; Dinophyceae; Suessiales; Symbiodiniaceae
Source: the annotation of a GenBank genome assembly